GUUAACUUGCUCUUCUCGUCCCUUGCACGCCGCCGAGUCUCUUCACUUCCUCACUUUCACUACUCUCUCUCAGGAACCCCUUCAAAGCAAGGCCACUUCGUAUACCCGCCCCUAUCAGGUAAACCUUGGACUCAUGUAAAGCGCCCCCUUCACACGGAUCGGGUAAUACUCCGGCUUCGCUGGCGGGCUGGCCCCAAAGAAUUGUUUGUACCCAAGGGGAUUUGAACCAUAUAACUCAUGGGACUACCACAAAGACCAAGGUCCUUACCACUUGAGCCAACCCUUUGGAGUUCUCAAAGCAUGAGAAGAUACAGGGCAGAUCUCGCACCACAAAAAAUCAGCAUGUCAUCGGCAUGAGUGGCUAACUAUAAAUGAAAAUCUUUUUGGUGCUACAACAAAUGUGCUGAGUUUGGAAAUAUUGUGGCAUGGCUCCUGCUCAACCAUUUAUGGACAUUGACCUAGAUGUUAAACCUCUGAUCGUAGCAAAAAUGGCACUUGAUAAGGAGAAGAGGAGUUCCCAAACAAACUCAGAUGGAAAGGGUUUAAGGUGCAUGAGUAACUGCAGAAGCACCAACAUAGAGACACAUUCUAUGUUGGAUGAUCAAACUAAGGCUCUAAAGUGCUCUGAGGAUCUUGAGGUUGAUAUAAUUGGAUGUACAGUUAAAAGUGAAAUAAGGUCCAUUAAAAAUUCAGAUCCAGAUGCGACUGAAUAUUCAAGCUCAUUUGCCGACACUACAUCUAAUACUGAGAAUUGUUCUGGGUUGAGUGAAGGAGAAGUGGAAUCACAAUUAUUUGGUGAUGACAGUUUGGCUUCUGCAUUUGAUGUAUUCAGUACUUCGCUUCAGAUGAGGAAGAAGAAGUUGACAAAUCACUGGAGGAACUUUAUACACCCUUUGAUGUGGCGCUGCAAAUGGAUGGAAUUGAAAAUUAAGGAAGUACAGUCACAAGAAUUAAAAUAUUCCAGGGAGAUUGCAGCAUAUGACCAGAGAAAACAUUUGGGAUUCAAUCAGCUUACAUCUGAAGAAUUGGGUUCAAAGUCAUUGCCAUUUUCUCGUCAAUGUUAUAGAAGAAAGGCUAUAAGGAGGAGGAAACGAAAGAGAGUUGAAGACACUGCUGAUGUAACAUCAUACAUGUCACAACAUAACCUUUUCUCUUAUCUUGAAAUGAAGAAGUCUGAUCCAGAUGGCAAUUCGUUGGCUGAUGAUUUUGGUAACCCGGUAAUCACAGACCAAAAUGAUGAUUGCAAUGACAAAUUUGGCAUUGGUAAUAAUUGGUCAUUUCUUGAGUUUAGAGAUGGUGAACAUUUUUUGGAUCAAGUCCUUUGGAAAAUUGAAAUGGUGCACUCUCGGGUUCACAAGCUGAAGAGUCAAAUUGACAUGGUACUAUCUAAAAAUGCUGCAAGGUUCUCUUCCUCUGAGAAUUUGAGCCUUCUGGCACCUUGUGAUGGACAGACUAGCUCUGCUCACAGUCCUACAUUCUCUGCCGGCAAUGGGGACACUAUAUCAGUAGGACUUGUGUAUUCUCCAACUAAGCAUGUAUCAGAGUGUGAUAAUGUAGAUCUUGUUAUGCCUGGAAGUGCCAUUAUAAGUUAUGGGGAGACAAUUCAUGUACCUGAUAUAAUCGAAAGCACAGUAGGACUGUUAUCUGCAGCUGAUGUCACCCUCCAUCAGCCACAGAUUGGAGAUUCAUGUGAAGAUAUUGUAGAUAGUGUUCUGGUAAAUAGCAAGGCAGGUGAAGCAGAGAGGGACAGUUUCAAGAAGGUAGGUAGUCAUUCCGCAGAGAUGCAUCAGGAGGCAGAGAUAGGCGACCAAGAAGAAAGCACCAAUCCCUCUUUAAUUCCAACAUCAGAACCUCCUACUGUGGAAAAAUCUGUUGGGCCUCAAGAGCAAUCAACUCUGUCAUCUUGUUUAGCGUCAGAAGUCCAUUUUCCACGGAAUAAGCGAAAGCGUGGGGAGCGAAAAGCCGGCUCUGGUGGUUGGAGCAGGAGAUCCUCAGGUGAGCCUGACAGCCAGUGAGUAAGAAUUUGUUGUUUGUUCUAUGUACAUGCACAAAGUAGAGACUCUCCAUAAGUUGAUGCAUUAACAUGUAGCUCCUGCAACCAGUAUUAGGUUUAUCAAUUCUGCAGUUUCUCUUAAGUUUUAAUGGGAAAAAUUCUUAGCCUACAAUAGCAAAAUUUCAACCUCAA
Molecule: messenger RNA, 2185 nt
Organism: Alnus glutinosa
Lineage: Eukaryota; Viridiplantae; Streptophyta; Magnoliopsida; Fagales; Betulaceae
Exons: 7
Coding region: 426-2015 (529 amino acids)
Source: RefSeq, a predicted model, not a curated record